UGGGAAAGAAACUUCUACGAAUUUAGAACGCAUUUACAAAUUUGUAGCGACAUAUAUAACUUAUGAAGAAGGUUUUAAUUGGAUGUACUGGUAGUGUUGCAACAAUUAAAUUACCACAUUUAGUAGAAAAGUUGUGGCAAAAUAAUUUGGAAGUAAGAGUAGUGGUUACUGAAAAAGCCAAGCAUUUCUUAAAAGAAGCAGAACUGCCUCCAGGAAUUCAAGUACUAUCCGAUACAGUAGAAUGGGCUGCUUGGCAAGAUAGAGGUGAUCCAGUGUUACAUAUUGAUUUAGUGAAAUGGGCAGAUUUAUUUUUAAUUGCUCCAUUAGAUGCUAAUACUCUUGGAAAAAUAGCCAGCGGUAUAUGCGAUAAUAUAUUAACUUGUGUUGCACGUGCCUGGGACCCUUUGAAGCCCCUAAUUUUUUGUCCUGCCAUGAAUACAAAAAUGUGGGAACAUCCUGUUACUGCACCACAGGUAGCUCUGUUGAAGUCUUGGGGAUACAAAGAAGUAACAUGCAUUUCUAAAACUCUUAUGUGUGGUGAUGUAGGAAUAGGUGGAAUGGCAGAGGUAGACACUAUUGUUCAAACAACGUUAAGAUUGCUUAACCCUUGGGACCCAUAUUCGCCACCGGAUUUACGUCUUUAGCAUGAGGAAGUAAAAAUAAAUUGUUCAACGAAAUUUUAUUAUAAUACAAAUAAAAUGUGAAAUAUCUUACGAAAAAAGAAAAUUAAAUGUAAAAGAAAAUCGCGUACUAUAGUGGAAUUCAAAUAAUUUAUGCUCAUAGUGAAAUUCGAGUUCAAUGACAAGUUUUAACUUGUAAGAUUACGCUUUCUCGAAUGCACUGUAGUCGCGAUAUUUUGUUGCUCAAAUGGAACGUCUAAAACAGUUACGUUAAAGGAGGUGAGCAAAGCGAAGCCCGUUUGUCCACUCGCCAAAGUAAAAUGUAAAAAUUGUAAAGAAAUUCUGUUAACAUAUCCUUUAAAGUUUACCCAAUAAAUA
Molecule: messenger RNA, 998 nt
Organism: Eufriesea mexicana
Lineage: Eukaryota; Metazoa; Arthropoda; Insecta; Hymenoptera; Apidae
Gene: Ppcdc
Product: phosphopantothenoylcysteine decarboxylase
Exons: 3
Coding region: 63-644 (193 amino acids)
Biological process (GO): coenzyme A biosynthetic process
Cellular component (GO): phosphopantothenoylcysteine decarboxylase complex
Molecular function (GO): phosphopantothenoylcysteine decarboxylase activity; FMN binding
Source: RefSeq, a predicted model, not a curated record